Messenger RNA from Lutra lutra (Eurasian river otter), 4038 nucleotides. RefSeq names its product glutamate metabotropic receptor 4 (gene GRM4). Gene Ontology annotation, biological process: regulation of synaptic transmission, glutamatergic; G protein-coupled glutamate receptor signaling pathway. The transcript is spliced from 10 exons. The record is from RefSeq and is a predicted model, not a curated record. Gene Ontology annotation, molecular function: adenylate cyclase inhibiting G protein-coupled glutamate receptor activity. Gene Ontology annotation, cellular component: membrane. The coding region runs from base 372 to 3110 and encodes 912 amino acids. NCBI's taxonomy places the organism in Eukaryota, Metazoa, Chordata, Mammalia, Carnivora, Mustelidae.
UAGGAGGAGAGCAUUGGAGCUGUUUUCUUCUUGAUGCCAAGAUACGUCAAGCUAGGAGCACUCUCUUUUCACACUCAUCCGUCAAGAACAGGCCUGCAGGACGUGGGGACCAAGACUAGAGCUUUGCUGCUCCCUGGCCACUCCUGGCUGCCUGGGGGCAUGGCCUCUGUCGGCAACUGAGCACUGCCUGAGUGGCAAGGAGCACCAGCAUGGGUUACCUGGUUGGCCGCCCUCAGCACCCCCGCUGCUGAAGCUGCCCCGGAGAGACUUGUGGGGGCUGCCCCACCCAUGCUGACCCAGGCUGUGGGGCCAGGGGCCUGCCAAGGCUAGGAGUGGGGCCUGCCGUUCAUGGGUCUCUAGGGAUUUCCGAGAUGCCUGGGAAGACAGGCUGGGGCUGGUGGUGGGCCCGGCUGCCUCUUUGCCUGCUCCUUAGCCUUUAUGGCCCCUGGGUGCCUUCCUCCCUGGGGAAGCCCAAGGGCCACCCCCACAUGAAUUCCAUCCGCAUAGAUGGGGACAUCACACUGGGAGGCCUGUUCCCGGUACACGGCCGGGGCUCGGAGGGCAAGGCCUGCGGGGAACUUAAGAAGGAGAAAGGCAUCCACCGACUGGAGGCCAUGCUCUUUGCCCUGGAUCGCAUCAACAAUGACCCGGACCUGCUGCCCAACAUCACGCUGGGCGCCCGCAUUCUGGACACCUGCUCGAGGGACACCCAUGCCCUCGAGCAGUCACUGACCUUUGUGCAGGCGCUCAUCGAGAAGGAUGGCACAGAGGUCCGCUGUGGCAGUGGUGGCCCACCCAUCAUCACCAAACCUGAACGUGUGGUGGGCGUCAUCGGUGCUUCUGGGAGCUCAGUCUCCAUCAUGGUGGCCAACAUCCUUCGCCUCUUCAAGAUCCCCCAGAUCAGCUACGCCUCCACAGCCCCUGACCUGAGUGACAACAGCCGCUACGACUUCUUCUCCCGUGUGGUGCCCUCGGACACGUACCAGGCCCAGGCCAUGGUGGACAUCGUCCGCGCCCUCAAGUGGAACUACGUGUCCACGCUGGCCUCGGAGGGCAGCUAUGGCGAGAGCGGCGUGGAGGCCUUCAUCCAGAAGUCCCGGGAGGAUGGGGGCGUGUGCAUCGCGCAGUCAGUGAAGAUACCCCGGGAGCCCAAGCCUGGGGAGUUCGAUAAGAUCGUCCGGCGCCUCCUGGAGACCUCAAAUGCCAGGGCGGUCAUCAUCUUUGCCAAUGAGGAUGACAUCAGGCGUGUGCUGGAGGCCGCGCGGAAGGCCAACCAGACAGGCCACUUCUUCUGGAUGGGCUCCGACAGCUGGGGCUCCAAGAGCGCCCCCGUGCUGCACCUGGAGGAGGUGGCCGAGGGCGCUGUCACUAUCCUCCCCAAGAGGAUGUCAGUGCGAGGCUUCGACCGCUACUUCUCCAGCCGCACGCUGGACAACAACCGGCGCAACAUCUGGUUUGCUGAGUUCUGGGAGGACAACUUCCAUUGCAAGCUGAGCCGCCACGCGCUCAAGAAGGGCAGUCACGUCAAGAAGUGCACCAACCGAGAACGCAUUGGGCAGGACUCGGCGUAUGAGCAGGAGGGGAAGGUACAGUUUGUGAUUGACGCCGUGUAUGCCAUGGGCCACGCACUGCACGCCAUGCACCGCGACCUGUGUCCUGGCCGUGUGGGGCUCUGCCCGCGCAUGGACCCUGUGGAUGGCACCCAGCUCCUCAAGUACAUCCGCAACGUCAACUUCUCAGGCAUUGCGGGGAACCCCGUGACCUUCAAUGAGAACGGAGAUGCCCCUGGCCGCUAUGACAUCUACCAGUACCAGCUGCGCAAUGGCUCGGCUGAGUACAAGGUCAUCGGCUCCUGGACGGACCACCUGCACCUCAGAAUAGAGCGGAUGCACUGGCCGGGGAGUGGGCCGCAGCCGCCCCGCUCCAUCUGCAGCCUGCCUUGCCAGCCGGGUGAGCGGAAGAAGACCGUGAAGGGGAUGCCGUGCUGUUGGCACUGUGAGCCGUGCACGGGGUACCAGUACCAGGUGGACCACUAUACCUGUAAGACGUGCCCGUACGACAUGCGGCCCACCGAGAACCGCACGGGCUGCCGGCCCAUCCCCAUCAUCAAGCUGGAGUGGGACUCGCCCUGGGCCGUGCUGCCCCUCUUCCUGGCAGUAGUGGGCAUCGCUGCCACGCUCUUCGUAGUGGUCACCUUCGUGCGCUACAACGACACACCCAUCGUCAAGGCCUCAGGCCGAGAGCUGAGCUACGUGCUGCUGGCCGGCAUCUUCCUGUGCUACGCCACUACCUUCCUCAUGAUCGCUGAGCCCGACCUGGGGACGUGCUCUCUGCGCCGUAUCUUCCUGGGACUGGGCAUGAGCAUCAGCUACGCGGCCCUGCUCACCAAGACCAACCGCAUCUACCGCAUCUUCGAGCAGGGCAAGCGGUCGGUGAGCGCGCCGCGCUUCAUCAGCCCUGCCUCGCAGCUGGCCAUCACCUUCAGCCUCAUCUCCCUGCAGCUCCUCGGCAUCUGCGUGUGGUUUGUGGUGGACCCGUCCCACUCAGUGGUGGACUUCCAGGACCAGCGGACGCUCGACCCCCGCUUUGCCAGGGGCGUGCUCAAGUGCGACAUCUCGGACCUGUCGCUCAUCUGCCUGCUGGGGUACAGCAUGCUGCUCAUGGUCACGUGCACCGUAUAUGCCAUCAAGACCCGCGGUGUGCCCGAGACCUUCAACGAGGCCAAGCCCAUCGGCUUCACCAUGUACACCACCUGUAUCGUCUGGCUUGCUUUCAUCCCCAUCUUCUUUGGCACCUCGCAGUCAGCAGACAAGCUGUACAUCCAGACGACGACGCUGACGGUCUCGGUGAGUCUGAGCGCCUCGGUGUCCCUGGGGAUGCUCUACAUGCCCAAGGUCUACAUCAUCCUCUUCCACCCGGAGCAGAAUGUGCCCAAGCGCAAGCGCAGCCUCAAAGCCGUCGUCACCGCCGCCACCAUGUCCAACAAGUUCACGCAGAAGGGCAGCUUCCGGCCCAAUGGUGAGGCCAAGUCUGAGCUCUGCGAGAACCUCGAGACCCCUGCACUGGCCACCAAACAGACCUACGUCACCUACACCAACCAUGCAAUCUAGCUAGGCCACCAGAGCCGAACAAGAGGAGGAGGACCCGAGACCCUUGUGGCUGAUGCGUCGGGCCAGGGCCACUCCCAGGGGCCCAGCUGAUGUCUUGCCUGCCCGUGGGUGCCCACGGACGCGGCUUGGUGCUGAGGACAGCAGAGCCCCCGGCAGUCACUGCCGGGCAGCCUGGGCAAGCCGGGCAGGUGACAGGAGGAGGACAAGAGGCCGGGCCGGCUGCAGGCCACCCCAAGAGCCUGCAUCUUGGACCAUGGCCCCUCCUGGCCCCAAAUGACAGGGGCUCAGGCUGCGUGGGCCCCAGAGCUGGUUUUCUCUCUCCCUUUGUCUCUGCUGUCGCACUGGUGACCGUCCCAGUCUGUUUCCAUCCCUGUCUUUAUUUUACCACUGCCUUUUCUGCGUCUGCACCUGUCUGUGUGCUCUGCUUUUCCCUAGCUGCUUUCUUUCUGCCUCUGCCCCCUCUUCCUCCUGCAUCCUCCGUCUCCAGAUCUUUCCAGUUUUUUCUCUUGUGCUCCCCUGGGUCUCCCAUGCAGGUUUCUUUCCUGUCCUCAGCCCCCUCCUUACCUUCAUUACAUCCAGCCCUUGCUUUCUCCCUGCACCCCCAUUCACCAAAUCUUACGUGUCGCAAAAGAGAAAAAGAAAAAAAAAUCCAAAACGCAAAAAAAGCCAAAACAAAAUCCAAUCUCAAGUGUGUUGCCAAGUGCCGCGUCUUCCCGGUGGCCUCUGUGUGUGUCCCUGCGGCCCGCAGCCUGCCCGCCUGCCCCCUGCCCGUCUGCCGUGUGUCUUGCCCCCGCCUGCCCCCCGCCUGCCCCUCCUGCCGAUGACACGGAGUUCAGUGCCUGGGUGUUUGGUGAUGGUUAUUGAUGACAAUGUGUAGCGCAUGACUGUUUUUAUACCGAGAACAUUUCUAAUAAAAAUAAACACAUGG